Messenger RNA from Penicillium oxalicum, 864 nucleotides. RefSeq lists its product as uncharacterized. Lineage: Eukaryota; Fungi; Ascomycota; Eurotiomycetes; Eurotiales; Aspergillaceae. The record is from RefSeq and is a predicted model, not a curated record. The coding region runs from base 1 to 864 and encodes 287 amino acids. The transcript has a single exon.
AUGGCUAUCCUCCGCAGCAGCCGGGCUGCUACUUUGCAGGUCCGUGGAUUCGCGACUUCAGCAAGUCUCCGAGUUGGACCAGAGUCUCCCCAUUUCGUCGAUAUUCCCCGCAUCGUUCAGGCUGGCCCUCCAUCGAAACCACGCGUCAGGGGCACUCUGCCAGUCCCUCGCGAACUAUUCCCAGCCCGCCGUGCGGAUAAGCCCAAGAAAGCAUACCUCGAUGCCGUCACGCCAUUGCCCUCAGCAGAGCCCACGGUCAACCCGAAAAGCAGUGACCCCGAAAAGCAGGCAUUCAGACUCAAGAUGGCCGAUGUGCGCCGCAAGAACCUACGGGAGGGCUUGCAGAAAUUAUACAAACGGAAACAAGCCGCCGAGCAGACCAUGUUCAACCGAAGUCUCGAAAACCAAACGCGCCGUGAACGUGUUCUCCAACAGCCAGAGGCAGAAGAUGAGCGUCUGACCCGGUCGUCUAUUGUAUCGGCUAUGCAGCCCCAGUCACACAAGGUUCUGGCGGACCCGAAUCGUGAGGAGCAUUUGGCUCUUUCCCGCGCGCGGCUUGAGGCUAAGCAAGCGGAGAAGGAUGCAAUUCGACGGGAUCACUUGCAGUCUCUCUACAUGAAUGCUCGUACUUUCAUCAUCAAUGAAGAGCAGCUUGCGGCUGAAAUUGAUCGAGUGUUCCCCGAAGGAGAGAAUGAGGCUUGGCGAAACGACCACCAGCAUGGAGAAAACAUCUGGAAUCUGGGCAUGCCGCCAACCGUUCAAUCUAUCGUCAAUGAAACCCGGAAGAGUGAGACCGCUCGCUGGGAUGUCAUUCAGGACCGUGUCAAGAAGUUGGGCGAGCAGAUUACUGGAGGCAAGUUGUGA